CUCCUCGCCAUGAAGAAGUUCGGCUUCAGCAAGAAAGGCGGCGACGAAGGCGACGAUGCCAACCGCUCCGCCCUCUUCGGUCGAAAGAGCAAGUCUCCUGCUCCGGGCAGCGACAAUCCCUACGCACAAGCUCCAGCUGGUGGCGAUCCCUACGCCCAGGACGCGAAUAAGUACGCCGGCAUGACGCCCUAUCAACGAGCACGAGCUGGCGUGCCCAUCAAUGGCGGUGCCCCUGGUGGCCUUCCUGGCGGUGCCCCUGGUGGCCUUCCUGGCGGCCCGAGGGGCGGUGCCGGCUACGGUGCCCCGCCACAGCCUGCCGGUGGCUACGGGAACGAAAAGUACGGAGCCGCAGGAGGAUACGGGGCAAAUCGUUACGACGAUAACAAGAACGCCUACGGCGCGAAUCAGCGAUCAGGUGCUACUGGCGGAGCUCGUGGCCCCGGAGGCUACGGAGGCUUGGGCCGAACCAACAGUGACAGCACCGAUGCUGUGCGCGACGAGCUCUUCAGCGGGGCUCAAGACAGAUACCAGCAGAACAAGCCGCAGGCUGGAGGGUACGACCAAUCGACUCCGUCUGGCGCUGAUGGGGGAUACGGCGGAUAUGGAGCCCCCCGUGAACUCACAGCUGAAGAGCAAGAAGAGGAGGAAUACAGCGCUACCAAGACACAAAUUAAGGAUGUCAGAGAACAGUCUCUUCAGACCACCCAAAGAUUGCGUCAGAAUGCGAGCAACGCUGAGGCAAUAGCCAAUGCGUCACUCGCUAAGCUCGCUGCUCAAGGCGAGCGUCUGCAUAACACAGAAAGGAACAUGGACAUAGCGGCAAACCACAACGUGAAGGCGGAGGAGGGUGCCAAGAAUCUAAAGAAAGCAAACGGAAGCAUGUUUGCAGUUCACGUCAACAACCCAUUCCAAUCUAAGAAGCGUGCGGCAGAGCGAGAUGCGGCGAUUCUCGACCGACACCGCCAGGAGCGCGAAGUUCGCGAGGCGACCAGACACGAGGCUUUCAAGUCCAACCAGCGAAUGGAAGAUACCUUCAAGGAGAUGUCGCUGUCUGGUCGUCCUCAAAGGGAGUUGGAAGGACAACGCAAGCCGGUAGCAAAGAAUUUCAGCCUCGAUAGCGAAGACGAAGAAGAAGAAGACAAAGAGAGGAUGAUUGACGACAACAUCACCGCAGUUUCCGGCGCGGCUGGGCGUCUUGGCCUGGCAGCCCGCGCUAUAGGAAAAGAGAUCGAUUCACAGAAUAUCCUCAUCGACAAUAUCGCCAAAAAGAGCGAUGCUGUCGACGACGGAGUCAGGAUGAACAGAGAGCGUUUGAACCGCAUCAGCACUCUCCCCAUAAAUCUCUUCUCACUUCCCAUUCAUUUCUCACUUAACUGCCGACUACAUAUCGCAAACUCUGUUGGCAGCCUCAACAUGUCAUCUAUACUUGACGCUGAACGCGCCCCCAAAAAGCGGAAGCUUAAUGGCAAGAAUACUAUCAAGGUUGGCAACAAAGUCAUUUCUCUUGAGGGAUAUCUCAACCCCCCAGCAAAGAAAAAAGAAACGGAAAUUCAGCAACGUCCAACAGAAGAGCUGCAGUCUAUUCAGGAUACAGAAAAUGAUGCCGCGUCGGACGCGUUAGCCAAAGAUUCGAAAGAUGAUCCUGCCUUAUUGAAGAUCAGGCAAAAGUUACCCAUCUGGGCACACCGGGAGGAGAUACAAGCUCGCGUGCGCCAAGACGAUGUACUUCUUCUUGUUGGUGAAACUGGUUCUGGAAAAAGUACUCAGAUACCUCAGUUUUUGGUCAGGGAGCCGUGGUGUAGGAGACAAACUGUCAGUAUCGCAGAGGCAAGAGAAGUCAGUGUCGGUGGCAUGAUCGCAGUCACUCAACCACGUCGAGUUGCCGCCACGACUUUAGCGCAUCGUGUUUCCCGCGAGGCUGGGACGCCUCUCGGUGAAAGCCGCGACGGACUAGUUGGAUACUCGGUUCGUUUCGAUCACCAGGUUCCCAAGGGCACGAAGAUCAAGUUCCUCACCGAGGGUAUGCUUCUUCAGGAGCUUCUGAGAGAUCCAGAUUUGAAACAAUACAGCGCCGUGGUCGUUGACGAAAUCCACGAGAGAAGUGUUGACGUGGAUUUGGUGUCCGGAUUCCUCAAGCAAAUCCUGCUUAGUAGCCGGAAGGGCCGCGGCGGCAUACCACUCAAGGUUGUUGUCAUGAGUGCCACGGCCGAUGUUGAGCGCAUUCAAAGUUUCUUCUCUGCGAAUGCUCCUGAAGAAAAAAGCGGCGGUGACGACUUGGUCAACAACAAAAUCAACUCUGUUGGAUUACUGAAGAUCCAGGGCCGGCAGUACCCGGUCAAGACGAUACAUACUCCCCAACCAGUGCCGGAUAUCCAGGAAUCUCUCUUGAAGACGAUUUUCAAAAUUCAUGUGGAAGAGCCACUACCUGGCGACAUUCUUGCUUUCCUGACCGGACAAGAGGAAAUCGAAUCCGCGCAGUCACUGCUCGAGGAGUACGCCGCAACGCUAGCCUCCAACGUCCCCAAGAUCAAGGUUCUACCCUUGUACGGUCAGCUUUCAAUGGAAGGACAACAUGCAGCUUUCCAGCCUGUCAAAGGAGGUUUCACGCGGAAAAUCGUACUGGCUACCAAUAUCGCUGAGACGUCCGUCACUGUACCCGGUGUACGUUACGUGGUGGACGGCGGCAAGGCCAAGGUCAAGCAAUUCCGCGCUCGCCUCGGCAUGGAAUCAUUACUAGCAAAACCUAUUUCCAGGUCUUCCGCCAUCCAGCGAACAGGCCGUGCUGGUCGUGAAGGCCCUGGCAAGUGCUUCAGGCUAUACACUGAAGGUACAUUCAGCACACUCGAAGAAACGGAUCUGCCAGAGAUCCUGAGGAUCGAUGUUCUGGGAGCUGUCUUGACGAUGAAAGCGCGAGGCAUUGAUGACAUUCUUGGGUUCCCCCUUAUGGACACCCCGGAUGUGGAAGCCAUCGAACGAGCACUAGUCAGCCUUCAUGGACUCGGUGCGUUGGCAGACGACGGCACGAUAACCGAGGCAGGCCGCAAGAUGGCGGGAUUUCCCAUCUCCGCGGCGUUUGGUGCGGUUCUGCUUGCCUCUGCCAAGCCGGAAUUCGACUGUGUCCUAGAGACGAUAGACGUCAUCUCCUGCAUCACGUCUGGCGACGACAUUUUUCAUCAGCUGCAGUCAGAAGAACAACGCGAGGAAAUUAAAGAACUCCGCAAGGAGCUCUACCGCCGGGAAGGCGACAUCCUAACAUAUCUUACCACAAUGCAACAAUACGCCGCCGAGAACGCCAAUCGUAUACAGUGGUGCAAGCAGAGAAAGGUCAACAUUCGCAACAUGAAGACAGCGCUCAACAUCCGCAGGCAACUACGUAGCCUCUGUCUCAAAGAAGGCCUUCUCACAGAGGCUCCGCCGCCAGACCCUCAGCCCUUUACUCCUCUGGCUCCGGAACAGGCCGAGGCUCUGCUCAAGUGCUUCCUCCGCGGCUUCGUGUCCAAGACAGCUAUACUGGCGCCGGAUGCGAGCUACGUCACGUCACAAGGCAAGCAUGUUGUGGCCAUUCACCCGUCUAGUGUGCUACACGGGCAGAAGAAGGAGGCCAUCAUGUUCCUUGAGCAUGUUUUCACGCAGAAAAACUAUGCUAAGAAAGUCAGCAUCAUCCAGGCCGACUGGAUUGUCGAGGUGUUUGAGGGGCACUGA
This is a messenger RNA of Colletotrichum phormii, 3702 nucleotides long. RefSeq names its product P-loop containing nucleoside triphosphate hydrolase protein. Gene Ontology annotation, molecular function: double-stranded RNA binding; helicase activity; ATP binding. The coding region runs from base 10 to 3702 and encodes 1230 amino acids. Lineage: Eukaryota; Fungi; Ascomycota; Sordariomycetes; Glomerellales; Glomerellaceae. The record is from RefSeq and is a predicted model, not a curated record. Gene Ontology annotation, cellular component: nucleolus; intracellular anatomical structure. Gene Ontology annotation, biological process: positive regulation of transcription by RNA polymerase I. The transcript has 4 exons.